UUAAAGAUCAGAUUAGCAUGAAGCAGCUAAUCUGAUGAAACCCAUCACACACACCCUUGAACCCUUAAAAAAUACUGCAAAGAAACAGCAAACAGGCUCGACCUACCUUUCUGUGCCGUCGGCUCUAUCUGUCACCCUCCGACCCCGUUUCCUCUUUCAGUUUCAGAAGCCCCAAGAGCACUACCCCCCGUUCCGCUUCGGGACCGUCCCGAACGGCAGCACCGAGAGGAACAUCCGCAGCAACUACCCGGACAUGCACACGCACAUGAUCAAGUACAACCAGAAGGGCGUGGAGGAGGCCCUCGACAGCCUGAAGACCGGGAAGCUGGAGGCGUUCAUCUACGACGCGGCGGUGCUCAACUACAUGGCGGGGAAGGACGAGGGCUGCAAGCUGGUGACCAUCGGCAGCGGGAAGGUGUUUGCCACCACGGGCUACGGCAUCGCCCUGCAGAAGGACUCCCGCUGGAAGAGGCCCAUUGACCUGGCCCUGCUGCAGUUCCUGGGAGACGGGGACACCCAGCGCCUGGAGACGGUGUGGCUGUCGGGCAUCUGCCAGAACGAGAAGAACGAGGUGAUGAGCAGCAAGCUGGACAUCGACAACAUGGCGGGGGUGUUCUACAUGCUGCUGGUGGCCAUGGGCCUCAGCCUGCUGGUCUUUGCCUGGGAGCACCUGCUCUACUGGAAGCUACGCCACUCCCUGCACAAGUCCCACAAACUGGACUUCAUGCUGGGCAUCAGUAGGGGCAUCUACAGCUGCUGCAACGGGGUGGAGGACCCGGGCCACUCCCCGGGCCUGGCCAACCCCGACCUCACCUCCAGCUACGCCCAGGCCAACGUGCUGAAGAUGCUGCGCACCGCCAAAGACCUGGUGUCCACCGCCAACGUGGAGGGCUCCCUGGACAACGCCACCAGGACCAUCGAGCACUGGAGCCGCCACGGGGGCCCGCUGCCGCCGCCGUCGCUCAGGUCCAUGCACAUGGUGGGGGACGCGGGGGUCCCGGGGGGCUUCGCCUACGUCACCGAGAGCCGCUGCGCCCCCCCGCCGCCGCAGCACCGCCCGCUCAGCCCGCCUAGCCGCACGGCCGCCUCGCUGAAGCAGCAGAGGCCCACGCCGCUGCGCUACACCCUGCCGGCGCGCUCCGCCUCCUGCCUCUACGACGGGCCGCUUCCUGUGUCCAGCCUGAGCAGCCCUCACCUGGGGCCGCCCCCGUCCCACCACCAGCCCUACCCCUACCAGACCACGGGCCGGCUGCCCCACCAGCAGUACCCCUACCAGACCACGGGCCGGCUGUACGUGGACGACCACCCCCGCUCGCCCUUCGUCCCCUACGCCGAGCUCCAGCUGCCCGACAUCUACCCCUCCCACCCGGCGCCGCCCCCGGACCCGCCCCCGGACCCGCCCCCGCCCCACGCCAGCUUCUCCAGGAGGAAGAGGCGCUCCAAGAGCUUCCAGUGCGAGGAGCUGGGCGAGGACCACCGCGGGAGGCUGCGGGACCCGGAGCAGCGGGGGGGCAAGCCCCCCGUGUAUCUGUCGGAGCUGAGGGCCAACCACCUGCUGGACAACCACCUGUCGGCGCCCAGCGUGGACUGCCUCUACCCGGGGGCGCUGUUCCGCCCCGAGGUGGAGAACUACGGCUCCUGGCCCCCGGAGGAGUUCGUGCUGCGGGGCCGGCGGCGGCCGCGCCGGCCCUCCUUCCUCAAGGCCACCUGGGGCGGCGAGCGGACCCGGCCGCACGACGAGGCGCCCUCGUCUCUCUCCCCGUCCGCGUCCGGCCGGUCCGCGCUGCCCGACCUGUUCCCCUGCGGGCCCCCCCCCAAGGCCUACAGCCCCGCCCCCCCGCCGCCGCCGCCGCCGCCGCCGCUGCGGAACAGCGCGUGCCUGCCGCGCAACCAGACCUACCUCCACAUCCGGCAGGACCAGCGGCGGCACGGCGGCCGCAAGGCCCAGAGGCUGCGCUACUCCCAGUCCACCCACCUGCCCACCUACGGGGAGGCGGUGAGGCACGCCGGGGGCCUGGGGCUGGGCAUGGUGCGCCGCGCCACCAGCCUGCUCAGCAGACAGUACUCCCACUACCUGAACUCGUACCCGGGGCCGCCCCUCUACCACGGGGCCCUGGACCUGGGGCCCCACGCCCCCCCGGCCCCGGGGGGCCAGCCCAGCCCCGAGCAGGUGUGCCGGAUGCUGGCGUGCGGCGGGGGCCGGUGCGGCGGCCCGCAGCCCCUGAUGUACCAGGACAGCCUGUACGGGGCCUACGGCGCCUACAGACUGUGUCAGGGGUCCCAGACGGGGCUGGAGGCGGGGCUGCCGGGACUGGCCCCCGAGGGGAGCCCCUGUGGGCAGAGGCCCUGGAGGAGGGUGUCCAGCCUGGAGUCGGAGGUGUGACCCGCGUCGGCCAAUCACGAGCGGAGGAAUACGAUGGACUUCCGUGAAGUGAUGUAGAACUUUAGAACCUUCUGACAAGCAUAGGGGAUGUCAAUGGGCAUAUAUGAAACAAAACGUAUUGGUUUUAUUUAUCGUUGUUUUUUUGUAUGAUGAUUGAAUGGCUAUUGUGCUCGGGGUUUUGAAAGCAAUAGGUCCUGUGAUUCAUUCAUUGAUUUUAAUGUAUUAAUUUCAAUGACAUUUUCAAUUUCUUUGUAAAUUUCAUAAGGUAUACAUUUUAAGAAGGGAAGAGUGGCAUUCAACAGAAUUUGGUUUUGGAGGGAGAAAGCAAAAUUCGGACUGGAACAUGUAUUCCAGAAAACACACCUCUAGCUAGUUACGUUCAUAAAAAGUCUCCCAGGGGUGAAACGGUACGCAUUCACAAUUAGGAUUCGGAGAGAGCUUCAUCCUCUACGAGUUCUUCCCCCCCUUAGCCUGAUUGAUUGGCAGCUUUCCUGUUGAAUUCUGGGAGAUAUCUUUUUCUGAACAGUAACGAUGCGCUGAGAUCGACCACCACAGCACCGCCCACGUUGGCUCACCAAACGAGGCCUCCAGAGGUUAGAAAAAGAAUCAAAGGCUCAUCACACUUUACACUUGAUUGUACAAUUCUCCCGUUCAGCCCAAGGCUGCUGUGUACUUAAACCACCGACAGAUAGACAUGCUCAGUGGACCAGAGGAACCACUGGCUGCACCAGGACACAACCUAACCUUAUAAAGGGCAGCAACCUGGCACUUGGUGUGGCAUGACUUUUGACGAGUCUUGUUGUGUGUAUGUGAAAAUUGAAAUUUGCUGCCAACUGUGGCAAAAAUGAUCAAAUAUAAAAGUAUAACACGUUUCUAUAUAAAUGAAUCGUUACCUUAAGCACAUAUAUCCAGGAAGGGAGCGAUGCUGUUGCUUGGAAUGAGAUCCUCGUUUUGAAAUGUUAAAGUGUGUGUAUUAGAGUAGGAUGAUGAGUGGCGUGAUGAGCAGGCUAGGGGAUAGAAGGAUAGGGGGAGGGCCGGGGGGGGGGGGGGGGGGGAUAUGCAGUCCAUAUGAACACGAUCUGUCAAAUGGUUUUGGGGACAUCAUGAUGACCAGCUGUAGACAACUCUAUCUAUCUGUCUUUCUCUCUUUCUCUAGCUCUCUCGCUCUUUCUCAUUAACUAUCCGUCUCUCUUUCUCUGUCUCUCUCUUUCUCUCUCUGUCACUCUCUCUCUCUCUCUCUCUCUCUCUCUCUCUCUCUCUCUCUCUCUCUCUCUCUCUCUCUCUCUCUCUCUCUCUCUCUCUCUCUCUCUCUCUCUCUCUCCCUACCUUUCUUUUUCUACUGGGCUUCUGUUUCUGUUACCACAGUGCAGCACACCAUCAUAUAGGGCUUUUACAAUAAACUGUAUUCUAAAUACUAUAUAGAUAUAUAGAUAUAUACAUAGAAGAUGUGUUUUUGAGGCCAGCGUCUCUUUCAUGUGCUAUAACUCAUGACGGGAUUACGUUUUCACUCUGUUGAAGUACUGUGACACAGGUUUUAUUCGUUAAAAGAAUGGCUUGGGGCGGACCCAAGAUGUAUCGAGAUGUUUGUUAUUAUGCUAUAAGCUCUGUCAUUCGCUCUGUAAUUAUCAUUUACUUGAUCUGUUUUUUUAUUUCUUCUCUGCCCACUUCACUCACUCCUCUCCACCUCUCUCUCUCUCUCCCUCUCUCUCUCUCUCUCU
Messenger RNA from Gadus morhua (Atlantic cod), 4101 nucleotides. RefSeq lists its product as uncharacterized. The record is from RefSeq and is a predicted model, not a curated record. NCBI's taxonomy places the organism in Eukaryota, Metazoa, Chordata, Actinopteri, Gadiformes, Gadidae. Gene Ontology annotation, molecular function: ligand-gated monoatomic ion channel activity. Gene Ontology annotation, cellular component: membrane.